Molecule: messenger RNA, 893 nt
Organism: Acipenser ruthenus (sterlet)
Lineage: Eukaryota; Metazoa; Chordata; Actinopteri; Acipenseriformes; Acipenseridae
Product: TBC1 domain family member 2A-like
Exons: 3
Coding region: 114-893 (259 amino acids)
Source: RefSeq, a predicted model, not a curated record
CCUUCAGUUGACAGGAAACUGCCCUGCAAAGUCUGUGUCUCUGCUUAGUUCAUGUCUGGAUCAGUUCAAUGCGGGGACCACCACAGUGGCUCUGAAACUAUUACAUUCUUCUCAUGCAGGCACCUCCAGCACCGCCUGUACCUCUGACACCCCCAGCACCUACAGUCCUUUCAGCUCCUUCAGUUUCUUCAGUUACAAACGAGUCUGCGCAGGAAGCAAAGACUGGAGGAAAGAGUUCUCCAUCAAGCAGCAUGAACAAGAGGGAGAAGAAAAUGACCAGUUCUCUUCAGCCUUCUGGGGAGGUGGUGUCAGGAAAGGAGGGGAGCCCCGUGGACAAACUAUCCAGACUCCAGCACGAGGUGUUCACGCUCACUGAGGAGCUCAAGUCACAAAAGGAGCUGGUGCUUCACAAGGCCCUGGAGGCAGCACAGCAGGAGAAGAGGACAAGCAAACAGUUCCUGGCAGCAGCAGGGGAGCAGGAGCGGCUGGAACUGGUGCGGCACAGAGAGAGGUGUAUCGCGGACCUGGACGGCCGCCUGGAGGCCCUGCUCAAAGACAAGGAGGAGCUGGAGCAGCGGCUGGCCAUCCAGGACUGCCAAGUGAAUGAGCUGCAAAAGCACGUGCAGCUCAUGAUGGAGAAGAACAAUGCCAAGCAGGAAGUCAUCCUCAAGCUCUCCGAGCAGGUGGCCGUCUGCAUGGCUGACCCCCAGCGUACCGUAGCCAACUCCAUGGGCACAGAGACCUCCUGCAGGCUGCAGGAGAAGAUUGAGCACCUCAAGGUUAUUUUAAAAGUUACUUUUACAUUACAGCCAUGGGAAGUACGUCAACUCUUGUUUCAAGAAACACGGAUAAAACCACACUCUUUUUUUUGGUUUUGUUUGACCACCAUGUAA